Molecule: messenger RNA, 1407 nt
Organism: Mesocricetus auratus (golden hamster)
Lineage: Eukaryota; Metazoa; Chordata; Mammalia; Rodentia; Cricetidae
Product: 2'-5'-oligoadenylate synthase 1A-like
Exons: 6
Coding region: 12-1094 (360 amino acids)
Biological process (GO): negative regulation of viral genome replication; regulation of ribonuclease activity; defense response to virus
Cellular component (GO): cytosol; membrane; nucleoplasm
Molecular function (GO): 2'-5'-oligoadenylate synthetase activity; double-stranded RNA binding
Source: RefSeq, a predicted model, not a curated record
CUGGCCCGAGCAUGGCACAGAGACUCAGCUGCACCCGGACCACAGAGCUGGACAAGUUCAUAGAGGACCAGCUUGUUCCCGACACCAGAUUCCGUGCUGAGGUCACAGCGGCCAUCGAUGUCGUGUGUGCAUUCCUGAGGGAGAGAUGCUUCCGAGGCGCAGAUCAUAAAGUGAAAGUCUCCAAGGUGGUGAAGGGUGGUUCCUUUGGAAAAGGCAUCGAGCUGAAGGGCAGGUCGGAUGCCAACUUGGUGGUGUUCUUUAGCAAUCUCACCAGCUUUGAGGAUCAGUUAAAGCGGAAGAGAGAGUUCACCCAGGAAAUCAAGAAACAUCUGUGCACUUUACAGCAAGAGAAAAAGUUUCAACUGCAGUUUGAGAUCCAGGAUGAACAAUGGCCCAACUCCCAGGGGCUCAACUUCAAGCUGAGAUCCCCUGAGCUCCAGCAGGAGGUGGAGUUUGAUGUGCUGCCGGCCUAUGAUAUCCUGGGUGAUGUCGAAAUCAACCACAGGCCUGACCCAGAAAUCUAUGGAAGGCUCAUCAGGGUGUGCACCUCCCUGGGGCUGGAGGGCGAGUUCUCCAUCUGUUUCACGGAACUCCAGCGAAACUUUCUGAAGGAUCGUCCACCCAGGCUGAAGAAUCUCAUCCGCCUGGUCAAGCACUGGUACCAACUGUGUAAGGAGAAGCUGAGGGAGCCGCUGCCCCCACAGUAUGCCCUGGAGCUGCUCACAGUCUAUGCCUGGGAACAUGGGAGUAGAGCCCUUGACUUCAACACAGCCCGGGGCUUCCGGACAGUCUUGGAACUGGUCACCAACUACAGUCAUCUUCGAAUCUACUGGAGAGUAUAUUAUGACUUACCAGACCGGGAGGUCUCCAAAUACCUGCUCAGACAGCUUGGAAAAGACAGGCCUGUGAUCCUGGACCCUACUGACCCAACAAGGAAUGUGGCUGGCGGGAAUCCAUUGGGCUGGUGGCUGCUGGCAGGAGAGGCUAAGGCCUGGCUGGAGUACCCCUGUGUUAGGAAUUGUGAAAAGUCCCCAGUGCGCUCCUGGCCUGUGUUGGCAGAGGCUGAAGAGCCUCAGGAAUGCAUCCUCCUGUGAGCACAGCAGCACCUGCCCAGGAGGCGCCAGAGUCAGGGAUGCGUUCCUCUGUGCAGGAUGCCGCCCAAGGCCCCAGUGAGGGAGCGUCCAACCUGGGGUCAGACUCCAGGCUCCUGACCCCGCCCUCCUUUCCAUCCCACCCCAUCACAGCCAGCCUUCCUCACUGUCUGCUUCAUCUGCCUCAUCCUUGACAGUGUUCUCUGGGGGACAAGAGAUUCAGAAGGGAGGGGAGAACUCAAGCCUGACUCCAUCUGUGUAUCUGUUGGAGGGUUCUGUCCAGUGUCUGAUCAACAACAAUCAACAGCAGAUGCCA